AUGGUUGCGUACUUCUGCUUGUGGGCCUAUCGGAUACGAAUGAGUCCCGUCCAUGACUACGGCUAUUUGAUCCACGAAUUCGAUCCCUGGUUCAACUUCCGUGUCGCCCAGUACUUGUCCAAACAUGGUUGGUUUAAAUUCGCGAAAUGGUAUGACUACAUGUCUUGGUAUCCUAUUGGGCGGCCCAUCGGAACGACAACUUAUCCCGGGAUGCAGUUUGCAAGUAUCUGGAUCUGGAACGUUCUCAAGUCCACUCCAAAGAUGGACAUGGAGCUCCCACUGUGGUUUCUGCAAUUAUUUCCGAAGAGGUGGCGAACGUUUUUGCCCGGCCACGGGCACAUGUCAUUCGGGCCGAUGAAGCUGAACGACGUUUGUGUGUUGACACCAGCUUGGUUUGGUGGGUUCGCAACUCUGUUCCUCGUGCUGCUGACCAUAGAGGCUUCUGAGAGUCGUUCAGCCGGAGUUGCUGCCGGAAUGGUGAUGGCCAUCAUUCCAGCGCAUAUGAUGCGUUCCAGUGCGGGAGAGUAUGACAACGAGGCUGUGGCGGUCACGUGCUUUUGCGCAACCUUCUGGUUAUGGUGCCGGUCGAUCAGAACUCCCAGAUCUUGGCCCUGGGGUGUGCUUGCCGGUUUGGCCUACUUCUCGGCUGCGGCUACCUGGGGUGGGUACAUCUUUGUGAACAACCUGAUCGGCUUGCACGCAGCAGUGCUUGUUGCGCUUGGCCAGUACAAUUCGGGCUUGUACUUGGCGUACACCCUAUGGUAUGCAGUCGGCACGACCGGUGCUAUGCUUAUCCCCGUCAUUGGCUGGGCACCACUUCGGGCAAUGGAGCAAAUGCCAUCUCUUCUGGUCUUCGUUGUGUUCCAACUGCUACAAGCAUGCGACUUCGCCCGGCAUCGUGUCAAAGGUCUUGCCUCUCCGUGGAAAUUCUGUUUGUUUCGUGUAGCCGUAUUUGCGGCUGCCGUUCUUGCAGGGGCAGGAGUUUGCUUUACUUUAUACAGGUCGGGCCACUUUGCACCACUGGGUGCCAGAAUCAGAGGCCUCUUCUUGAAGCACAAGAAGACCGGGAACCCGUUAGUGGACAGCGUCGCUGAGCAUUCUGCGACAAGCAGCCAGGCUUAUGCGCAGUACUUGGGAGAUGCACGUUAUGUUGCUGCUCUGGGUCUGCUGUUCUGUUGGCACCAGCAAACUCCGGCAAAGCUCUUUCCAGUGCUUUAUGCUGCCGUAGCAUACCACUUCUCGGCGAAGAUGUCGAGGCUAAUGAUCAUUUGUGGGCCAAUUGUGUCUAUGCUCGCAGGAUAUCCGGUCGGCAUCGUGUUGGAGUGGUGCCUCCAUCAGUUCCUGAACAUGUGCUGCGCUCCGUUGCCCCUGCAGCCGGAGGUCAAGACGCAGCCACGAUCAGGAGGCAUGGGAUCCAUUUAUCGUUGGCUUUGGCGGUAUCUCAAGCCACUUACUUUGCCAGCGGAGGUGGCGGACGUCUUUGAGACAUCCGAGAGUUUGCACCGUCAGUUUCCGCGACCAUGCAGGGCGACUCGAUGCACUCUGGCCAUCCUGAUUUUGGCCGCUGGUUACCAGAACAUGCGUGAUCCAGUCAAGAAUUUCAUUGCCACGUGCGAGGAGAUCGCGCCUCACAUGGGGCAUCCGUCCAUCGUCUUCAAGAGCCGCCAGGGGCUCAUUACGGACUACCUUGAUGGAUACAAGUGGUUGAAGGCUAACACGCCAUCGGAUGCGCGGGUCAUGGCAUGGUGGGACUACGGCUACCAAAUCACCGGCAUAGGAAACCGAACGUCUAUUGCAGAUGGCAAUACUUGGAAUCACGAGCACAUCGCUACACUUGGCCGAACGUUGACGAACCCAGAAAAGAAGGCUCACAACAUCAUGCGGCACCUAGCAGACUACGUGUUGGUCUGGGCGGGUGGCCAAGGCGAUGACAUGGGCAAGUCGCCCCACUUGGCACGCAUAGCCAAUUCCGUUUUCCCAGACGUUUGUGGCGAAGAUGAUCCAACCUGUAGGAAAUUUGGCUUCUAUGCUGGUGGCCAACCCACCGAGAUGAUGGCAGCAUCUUUCCUCUACAAGGCCGUGAGGCACAACAUCGACGAAGGAGUCCGAUUGGACGGCAAGUUGUUCCAAGAGGUGCAUACAACCAAGCACGGGCUUAUGCGAAUCUUCAAAGUGCUGGGGGUUUCAGAAGAAUCCAAGAAAUGGGUGGCAGAUCCUGCGAACCGCAAAUGUGACGCAGAAGGUAGCUGGUACUGUGUCGGUCAGUACCCGCCAGCAUUGCACAAGCUCAUUUCAAAGCGAAAGAACUUCGCCCAGCUCGAGGACUUCAACCGAAAAGAUGGAGAGAAAAGUGCCUACACUCGUAUGGUGCCUUCAUUGAGUCGCCUAUGCUUACUGCAUACGCGGCGAGGACAACUCUUGCCAGCUGGCAAGCGCGCAUUCAGCCAGACGGACCCCAAGCAGACAGGAGUCGAAGUCAACGUUGUCAAGCUUCGGUCCUCGAGCAGGUUGCCCUGGGUGUCAGCAGCACUUGCGGCCUCGUGCGCAGGCAUUUACGCGCUUGUGGUGCAGAAGCAGCGGUGGGACCGAGAAGCUCGAUCAAUGAAGGAAGCUGUCGAAGCUGAACUGCGCAGAACGAGAAUGGAAGCCGAAGCUGCUGCAGCGGCCGAAGCAGAAGCAGCCAAAGAAGCAGAGGCGCAAGCUGCACAAGCAAAGGCCGCGAGGGAAGAUGCAGAGCGAAUCCAAAAGGCGGCGAUGGCCAAGGAAUCGCAAGAGGCACAAGAAAGGGCACGAAAGGACUUGGAGCGGCGACACGCUGAAUUUGCAGCCGUAGCUGGGCAAUGCUCCCAAUUACUGGCAGAUCUCAAACUGGUGGUGGAGGCUACGGACUAUGUUGAAGCGGCUCCGCACGCGGAAGGCCUUUCAGAAUUUAUGCAGCAGGCGCAGGCUUUCGUUGAUGGAGAGUCCUUCAAAUCCCUGCAGGAAUCGUCAUUGGACGGAAUGGCUGAGCUUACAGCCCAGUGCGCUUAUGCCCUGUCAGCGGCCAAAGAUCACCUGGCGAAACUGUCCAAAGCACAGGCUGCAGAGAUGCUUUAUGAAGCAGCAGCAGCCGAAAUGCGUGCUGAAAGGCAAAAAUGGCUUUUGGGUGAAGAUGUGGAUGCACCGGCUUUGGAGAGUGCCCUUAGUCGUGCACAAGAUGCGUUGUCCGAGCUGAGAAGUUGUGGCCUGGAGAUGAGCUUAGAGACCAUAGAUGGCAACCAAGUCUCGGCUGCGCAAUCGGUUCUUUCAGAGCUUGAGGAUGCGAGGCAGAAAGAGCAAGGCUGGAAGCAGAAUAAACAAGCACUGCAAAGUGCAGUUGCAGCUCAGGAUGCUGCUGCCUGUGAGAGUGCUGUGAAGGAGGCCAGUAUGGCCGAUUGCCCGCUAUCAGCUGCCAUGGCACUUGCUGAGGAGAUGAGCCUCCCAAGACAGAUUGACUUAUCUGAGGUCGCGAAAGGCAUGCAACUAGCACCUCUUUCAGAGCAGAGUGGCGAAGUCGACUAUGUUGCAGCAGCUGCAGCAGCCAGUUCUUUCGUAAGCAGCUCCGAGCUGUCGGACCAGGCCUCCUCCUUGGCAAAAGAGAUUGCCGCGCAGUACGUGCUGGAUAAGCAAGAACUCGCACAUGCUUCGCAGUUCCUGUUGCCAGAGUGGGCGAAUCAAUGCUCUCAGAAAACCGAUAGGCUCUCACGUGAUUUUGCUGGCCAGAAAUCGAAGCAAAAGCUGCAGCUCAUUCAGGACAUCCAGCAAACUGCUGCCGAGCGCCGCAAGCAGGCAAUCAGUGAAGCCAUUGGUGAGGUGCAAGACGAAGUUGAGAAGGACAUCUAUUCUUUGCAGUCGGCACAGAUGCAAGCCCUGUGGGCAGAGCUAGCCCAAGUUCGUGGCAGCUUUGACGACCAGUUGCGCAGCUUGGGACAGGCCCCUGAGCAACUGCAGCAGCUGUGGAGCUCUGACAGAAGUCCAGACGCCCAGGCUAAGAGUGUCAGUCUCUCAACUCUGAACGUUCUAGCUCUGAGAGAAGCAAGCAGGGAGGAGCAUGCAGAGAGCGCUGACGCAUUCACCAGCAGCGUAACAGCUCAUGUGAUAACGGAGCUGACGGCGCUUGGAAAGGGUAGCGUCGAAGAGAUUCCGACACAGCAGGAGCUGCAGCGGUCCUUCCACGACGAGCUGCCAAAACUUGUCGCUGCGGUCUUUGAACCCCGAACUGGGCUUGCCAGUGGCUUUGUUGGCCGAAUGUUUGGUAGGAUGUAUGUGCUGAGAAGUGAGCAAGAGGAGGCAUCAACACACGCUGCUCUGGAGUCCAGACUCGGACAGCGCAUUCCGACAGUCGCGCCGGAGGAUGGCGUACACAGGCAGAACCAAAAGAACAAUCUCCGCACGCUGGCCCUGGCAAUGCACUUAGUGGACACCGGUCGCUUGGCAGAAGCCGUUGACACUUUGGACGGCUCUUUGAGGGGCCCUUGUCGCUCUCUGGCCGAUGGUUGGAUGUCGCUUGCACGCAUGAGCUUGCUACUGCAGCAGGCGUCUGAAGCUUUGCUUGCUCGAUCCCUGUGCCUUAAUGCCGGCCUGUCGGACUAG
Molecule: messenger RNA, 4611 nt
Organism: Symbiodinium sp. CCMP2456
Lineage: Eukaryota; Dinophyceae; Suessiales; Symbiodiniaceae
Source: the annotation of a GenBank genome assembly